AUGUUCACAGACGGAUCUAGUUCUGAAAAGGUGAAUCAACACGAAUUUGUGGAGCGUCCAGGUAGAUCUUUUGAUCCACAGGAUCCGGCUCUUUACCAUGAAGAUCUAGAGCUUCAAAAGAUACACACAGGCGGUGAUAAUCAUGAGUUCCUAUUCAUAGGGCGUCAGAAAUUCUUGAAAGAGGAUUUGUACUCAGCCUUUGGUGGUACGUUGAACCCAGGUCUAGCACCACCUUCUACACACAGAUUUGCCAAUCCUGCUCCAUUAGGUUUAUCUGCGUUUGCAUUAACUACGUUUGUGUUGUCGAUGGUGAACGCUGGUGCGAUGGGUGUUCAUAUACCAAACGUAGUGGUUGGUUUGGCUGCAUUUUAUGGUGGACUUGUACAGCUAGUGGCUGGAGUGUGGGAAAUAGCUUUGGAAAACACGUUUGGUGGGACGGCGUUGUCCUCAUUCGGCGGGUUCUGGAUGUCUUUUUCGGCUUUGUACAUCCCAUUUUUCAAUAUAUCAGAAUCAUACAAGGAUCACCCAGAAGAAUUUUCCUCGGCGGUCGGAUUUUUCUUGCUUGGCUGGGCAAUUUUCACGGCAGGAAUGACUCUAUGUACUAUGAAAUCUACCGUGGCCUUUUUUUCGCUAUUUUUCCUAUUGACUAUCACAUUCUUGCUCUUGUCAAUUGGAAGUUUCACACAAAAAACAGGUGUGACAAAGGCUGGAGGAGUGCUUGGGGUUGUUGUAGCGUUCAUUGCAUGGUAUGACGCAUUUGCAGGUUUGGCAACGAAAGAAAACUCGUAUGUCACUGUCCGCCCCUUUGCUUUGCCAAGACACUAG
Messenger RNA from Kluyveromyces marxianus DMKU3-1042, 825 nucleotides. It is a transcript of the gene ADY2, whose product is annotated as acetate uptake transporter family protein. Gene Ontology annotation, molecular function: acetate transmembrane transporter activity. The transcript has a single exon. Gene Ontology annotation, cellular component: plasma membrane. The record is from RefSeq and is a predicted model, not a curated record. Lineage: Eukaryota; Fungi; Ascomycota; Saccharomycetes; Saccharomycetales; Saccharomycetaceae. Bases 1 to 825 code for a protein of 274 amino acids.